GUCUCGGGUGUGCCCAUGUCCAGUUUCACGUAUAAAAAGCCAAAGUUGACCAUUUUGACUACUUUGACCCCCCAAUCAAAAGGCAAAAUGAGUCUCUCUGCGAAAGACAAGAAAGUAGUCAGAGAAUUCUGGCAAAAAGUGUCCGGCAGUGCUACGGAAAUCGGCAGCGAUUCUGUGUGCAGGAUGCUGAUUGCGUACCCGCAAACCAAGACUUACUUCUCCCACUGGAAGGACCAGAGCCCCACCUCCGCUUCUGCGGUGAAGCACGGAGAAACUGUGAUGGCUGGAGUGGGAGAAGCUGUGAGUAAAAUCGACGACCUCACUGGGGGUCUUUUAAGCCUCAGCGAGCUGCAUGCCUUCACUCUGCGAGUGGACCCCGCAAACUUCAAGAUUCUCGCUCACUGCAUGAUGGUGGUCUUCGCCAUCAUGUUCCCCAGUGAUUUCACCCCCGAGGUGCAUGUGUCCAUUGACAAGUUCCUGGCUGCUCUGGCCCGUGCCCUGUCCGAGAAAAUACCGAUAAUCUGCAAGCAGGAGAAGCAGAUGGCGGACACAUGCAGCAUGUACUUGAAUACUCUCUGUCAGUCUGAAAAUGAAUUAAAAAAACAAAAUGCAAUCAAAGUGUUUGUGUGGUGGAGUACCUUUUCCGGCGGAAGUACAAAUUAA
Molecule: messenger RNA, 663 nt
Organism: Plectropomus leopardus (leopard coralgrouper)
Lineage: Eukaryota; Metazoa; Chordata; Actinopteri; Perciformes; Serranidae
Source: RefSeq, a predicted model, not a curated record